Molecule: messenger RNA, 1012 nt
Organism: Linum tenue
Lineage: Eukaryota; Viridiplantae; Streptophyta; Magnoliopsida; Malpighiales; Linaceae
Source: the annotation of a GenBank genome assembly
CUACAACAGGGAACUCAACUUAACCGACGGAAGACUCCAUAGCUGCGCAUUCAGAAAUUCAAGCAAAUGAACCGAUCACAAAGAGCAACAUAGCUGCGCAUUCCUAGCCCAUAUAUCUAGAUAAUAACAUCAGAGCUAACAUUCUUUUCAAAGAAAGUCGAAAACUUUAAUUCAGGCCUGAAAUGACGUAACUUACUAAAAUAGCAGCUGACAUUGGUUCGAAUUCAAUAUUUCUCGAUCCUUACUAAAACCCAUCAAGAAAUUGUUUCAGCAACCAAUCACAACCCCAAAUCACAAAUCAACAGCAAUUGAACUCACUCAGAUCUGAAUUCAUAAGAAAAGGGGAUGGCACUUACACCAGGGGACACCGAGGGCGGCGAAGUCGGACUCAAGGCCGUCGAUCCCGAAAAAACCGACCCGGGACUUGGGAUCGAAGCGGGAGAUGCAGACGAGGGAGCGAGAGUGGUACAUGAGCGAAGCGAUGAGGGCGAGGACAAAGAGGAGGAGGCCGAAGAUGACGCAGUGGAAGGAAGAGUGGGACAUCCUGGAGAUGUAAUUGGAGGCCAAGGAAGAGAGGUUGGGGGGCUUGGUCUUGGACUCGUCGGCGGAGACGAAGGAGGAAAUGGCGUGGCCUUCCGGGGAAGUAGAGGAAGAAGAGGAGGGCGGUGGGUCGUCGGAGGAGUGGGGGCCGUAGCGGCGGGAAGAGAGGACCCGCUCCAGCAUGGUCUUGGCGGCGGCGGUGGAGGAAGAAGAAGAGUGGGGAGCUUUGGGACUCAGUUGAUUAUGCUUCAGUUGGUGCAUACCUGAAUUGAUAUGAAUUGAUACUCAAAGUUGUUCUGGAUUUUAUUACAAUUAUUUAGUUAGUUUUUUAAAAAGGGAAAAUGGUAUAUUGGUAUGAACAAAAGAAUAAGGAAAAUUGAUUUUCUGGGGUGGGAAUCUUUUGAGAGAGACAGAGGAACGGAAGGUGUAAUCUGGUGGAGAUGUGAUUAAAUGGGUAAUGAUUUGCUUCCUC